Amphibalanus amphitrite is the source of this 3847-nucleotide messenger RNA. RefSeq names its product eukaryotic elongation factor 2 kinase-like. The record is from RefSeq and is a predicted model, not a curated record. Gene Ontology annotation, biological process: protein phosphorylation. Lineage: Eukaryota; Metazoa; Arthropoda; Thecostraca; Balanomorpha; Balanidae. Gene Ontology annotation, molecular function: elongation factor-2 kinase activity; ATP binding; protein binding. The transcript is spliced from 15 exons. Bases 362 to 2392 code for a protein of 676 amino acids.
CGCGACGCGUCGAGAUCAGAGAGCGGGCGUGGGUCGAGGUGGGCGGAAGCGGAUUUGAGGAUCUCAUACACGAAGUACGACAGAGGUAUUUGGCUUGGGACUUGUUGCCCUGCCAAAGAAGAUUUAACAUUGUGAAGCCCUUAGGCCCAUCUGCGGGGCUUGGUAUUCUUUUGCGUCCCCGUGUUUCUGGUACUUGCAUUUUGCCUCCAGAUCGUAUCGCCUCUGUACAGUCCCCGUUUGGUGCGACCCCAUAGGAGGGUUUAUUUUCGGCUGGUUUCAAUACCAGUCAAAAUUGAUACCAUUCUGAUCAAGUGGAGAGGAAGCUGUUGUUGUAAGCCCUGCAGGCGCAUACUGUGCCGCCAUGCCCGAGUCCCAGGACGCAUCCUGCGAUGGUCCGACCGGUCACUUGGAGCUCAGCCAGGAGCUGGACCAGAUCGACCUGUGCCCCAUCACACUGGAUGACAUCAAGGCUGACCCACAUAGACCGCAGAUCGAUGAAAGUGAAAUCAUCGAGUGGAAGCAGCGCGACCACUUCGCCACGGGGAAGCGCAAGCGGCCGGUGCCCAUCGUGAUAAAGACGCCGUCGACCCGGCAGCUCUGGAACCGCGCCAUCUCCAAGGUCCUGGCCAUGCUGAGGGGCGACUCAAAGGCCAACAGUCUGGGCGACUCGUGGGAGAACUUUGACGUCGAGGGCCUGAAGACGGAGAAGGCCACGCGCUACCGCUACAAGGCGCUCACGGGCACCUGGGUCACCGACGAGGUCUCCAUCAAAAUGGAGCCCGAACACUUCAACGCCGGAGCCAUGCGCCGCUGCUUCCGAGCGAAGAAGCUGAGCAACUUUUGCCACCACUCGUCGUGGCACCGCGAGAGUAACAACUACGUGGCCAAGGCAUACAUGGUGCCGGUGGACCGGCGCACUUACUUCGACGACGUCAAGCUGCAGAUGGAGGCCAAGCUGUGGAGCGAGGAGUACAACCGGCACAACCCGCCCAAAAAGGUGGACAUAAUGCAGAUGUGUGUAGUGGAGAUGACGGAGCGUCCCGACAAGCCACUCUACCACUUCGAACACUUCAUCGACGGCAGCUACGUCAAGUACAACUCCAACUCGGGCUUUGUGCGCGACGAGAACCUGCGACUGACACCGCAGGCCUUCAGCCACUUCACCUUCGAGCGGUCGGGUCACGAGCUGGUGGUGGUCGACAUCCAGGGGGUAGGCGACCUCUACACGGACCCGCAGAUCCACACCGCCGACGGAGAGAGUUACGGAGACGGCAACCUGGGCACGCGCGGUAUGGCGCUGUUCUUCCACUCUCACGUCUGUAACACCAUCUGCCACUCACUGAACCUGACGGCCUUCGACCUGGCGCCCACCGAGAGCAAGGAGCUCUCCACACAGAUCAAACUGCAGCAACGCAGUAAGACGCUGUCUCGCGGUCUGGAGGAGGUGUGCGCCUCGCCGCGGGAGCACGAGUUCGACCUGCACGAGUACAUGCGGCGCCGCUCGUCCAGUUCGGGCCACUGGAGCGGCGACGAGGUCACCAGUCCGCUGGAGGCCUCGUCUCCGCCGCAGUUUUAUAACGAGCUGUCCGACUCCGCGCGUGACUCGGCCUUCAUCGCCAAGCGGACCCGCUUCAUCAGCGAGAGCUCGACGGGCUCCACAGACGCCAACGACUGUCUACGGUUCCAGGAGGUGAUCAGCAACAAGCAGCGUCCGUCCAACAUCGAGGCCGAGGUGUGCCGCAUCUCCACGGCGGAGGCGCCCUCCAUCCUGGGACAGAUCCACUUCGACCUGGCCAAGUAUCACGAGGUGGGUCGUUUCCUGGGCGAGGACAAGACGGCGGCGUACGAUCGCUCUGCGGGCAUGUUCCACCUGGAGCGGGCGGUCGACUGCGGCGUCCGCGAGGCCAUCAUCACCCUGGCCGACAUCUGCCUGGGACGGCCGCACGACCUGCUCUCGGACGUACAGCUGGAGGACAGCGCGGAGACUCGGCGGCGCGGCAUCUCGCUGCUGGAGCGGGCCGCGCAGGCCGGCGACCGGGCCGCCAUGGUGGAUCUGGCGCGCAGCUACGAGCUGGGCACCUACCUGCCGGCCGGCGAGAAGGAUAUCGACUGGAACAGGGCCGUCCACUGGUACGCUCUGGCGGCGGACACGGACGUGGACGAGAGCGCCGUGGCCGAGGACCCCACCUACCUGCUGAUGGGCCGCUGCGCCGAGAUGCUGAAGGCCGGCGGGCCGCGCCUCGAGCCCGACUACUCGCGCGCCGCCGAGGUGUUCAACAGCGCCGCCGAGAAGGCCUCGGCGGCCAUGAAGGGGCGCGCCGCCAACCGCUACUUCAUGGAGGCCGAGGAGUGCUGGGCGCUAGCCGAGGGAGAGGGCGAGGGAGAGGAAUAGGGGAGAGAGGAGUGGGGAGUGCUGGGCACUAGCCGAGGGAGACGGCGAGGGAGAGGAAUAGGGGAGAGAGGAGAGAGAGAAGUGGGGAGUGCUGGGCACUGGCCGAGGGGGAGGGAGAGGAUUAGGGGAGAGAGCGGGAGGGUCGUCCUCAGGAGCGGUGGACGUCCGCCGUCCUCCUGCAGUGGUUCCUGCUCCUCGGUGUGUACAGACGUGUCGCUAUGCCUCUGACGGGCCGCCGGGGUCCCAGCGGCCCGCCCCGCUCCCGCUGCCCCCGUGUGACGGUGUGUGUGGUGUGUGUUGAUGUGUUCCACUGGGCUGUGUACAUAGUCCGGGCGCUCGGCGGCGGCGGCGCGCCGUUGUAGUCGCGCCGCGCCGCCGCCUCGCCCUGCCGUGAUAUUGCUGUGUUCGACUGACCGCCGCCCCUCAGGUCAGACAGUCAGUGUAAAAUGUACAAAAAAAGUUCAACGACCAGCCGGGCCGGGUCGCCGGCGUACGGUGUAGUGGUGGACGGCUGGACGGCCGGGGUCUGUCUGCGUGUGCGGGGACUGAGGUGUUAUUGAGGCGGCUGUGUUGGUCAGAGACUGCUGUCUAUGGUAGUAUGUGGUGCCAGAGACUGACUACAUAUAGUGUCAGAGACUGCUGUCUAUGGUGUGUCUGUGGUGUCAGAGACUGUAUAUGGUGAUCAGAGAGUAGAUAUUACAAUUAUACGGUGUGAGGCCGGACGUGUCGGCACGAGCAGUGUCGCCCCGGUAUAUCGCUCUCCGUCUGUGUGUGUAACUGACUGCGGCCGGUCGCGCCGAGUGUGAUAGAGGUGCAGGGCUCGAGUAGUUUCCGUCUGGGCUGUACGCUGUAGAUAUGGAGAACCGGACCAUACGGUGCCCACCGCCGGCCCACAGCGGCCAACCGGGGGCACGUGGGUCCGACGCUUGGCGACUUACGCUCGGGGAUUGGUGUUUUGCGUUUUUAAUUAUUUGUAUCAGCUCGCAGCACGUUACUUAUGCUAAAACGUUACGAUAUGGGCGCUACCUAUAGUAUGAGCAGGUCGCCGUCAGUACGCGAGUUACCCGCAGUGGCGCGUUUUACCUGUACAAAGUAACGACGACGAAUGGCCCUGUGCGGCGGGCCGGACCCAGUGCAUAGGCGACUAACCCAGUACAUGCAGUAACCUCAGAUCUACGUCGGCAGUGUUUUACGGUGUGCCGGGACGCCCGGCUCGUGUGGUGUCGGCGGUGUCAGUGCGACCCUGGUGUACCGGCGACUUACGCAGUCGCCCCGGGCUGUGUGUGUGAACUGUGUGUGAACUGUGUGCUCUCCAUAUGUGUGUACUGUGCCGGGUGCCGGGUGGGACGCCCCCGGGCCGCGGGGCGGGCCCCCGGCGCACAGUGGUCCGUGCUGCUCGGCGCACAGUGGUCGCCAGCGCCACGCGCGCUGAAAAAUAAAGACAUCUCAAGUGUA